Messenger RNA from Umbelopsis ramanniana AG, 384 nucleotides. RefSeq lists its product as uncharacterized. NCBI's taxonomy places the organism in Eukaryota, Fungi, Mucoromycota, Umbelopsidomycetes, Umbelopsidales, Umbelopsidaceae. Gene Ontology annotation, molecular function: DNA binding; transcription regulator activity. The record is from RefSeq and is a predicted model, not a curated record. Gene Ontology annotation, cellular component: MBF transcription complex; SBF transcription complex. The annotation marks the transcript as partial. The transcript has 4 exons.
AUGGAUACCGUCGACAAUGAUUCACCCAGGUUCCGCCCCUUCGCCUCGCCGAGCCAUAAACUCAUCAAGGUCAAGAAAGCGAAAUACUCCACCUCACUCGAUCCACGCGGCUACAUUCCCGUCUACGAAUAUACUAUCAACAACCAACCCAUCAUGUGGGAUCGGGAAUCAGGCUAUGUUCAUUUCACCGGUAUCUGGAAAUCGCUCGGCAAUUCAAAAGCAGAUAUUGUCAAGAUGGUCGAUUCAAAUCCAGAUUUGAAAGUCAAGAAAAUUCGUGGAGGGUUCUUAAAGAUACAAGGCACUUGGAUUCCAUAUGAGUUUGCUUAUACUUUGUGUCGUCGGACAGCUUGGAAUGUUCGCAAAGAGCUCGUCCCCAUCUUCGGC